This is a messenger RNA of Macroventuria anomochaeta, 882 nucleotides long. Its product is annotated as HpcH/HpaI aldolase/citrate lyase family protein. Gene Ontology annotation, cellular component: cytoplasm. The record is from RefSeq and is a predicted model, not a curated record. Gene Ontology annotation, molecular function: aldehyde-lyase activity. Lineage: Eukaryota; Fungi; Ascomycota; Dothideomycetes; Pleosporales; Didymellaceae. The transcript has 3 exons. Bases 1 to 882 code for a protein of 293 amino acids.
AUGCUGGACGCGAAACAAUAUAACGCCCUGGAUCUGGCUCAGCCAACGGAUUUCAAGUCCAUGCUAGCGAGCGGUGAACUGCUAUGGGGCACAAGCUGUAGAAUUCCCCAUGAGGAGGCUGCGCGUGUUGUGGCUGCUCUGCCGCAUCAAUUUUGCUUUCUUGAUGCAGAGCAUAGUCCACUCAACCCAACACUCCUUGCCAGCCUCAUCAAGACCAUUCAGUACACUUCAAACGGCUCCAUGGUGCCAUACAUACGACUAGCACCCAACAUGCCGGACCUCAUCAACUAUGUUCUCCUUGCAGGAGCCGGAGGUAUUGUCCAGCCUCAUGUUCAAAAUGCAGAACAGGCUCGACAGCUAGUAUCUUUAGCCAAGUUUCCUCCUCUGGGCACACGCAGCUAUCCACCCUUGGCACUGUUUGGCAAACAGACUCGCACCAAGCCCGGAGAGACUGUUUACGAUGUGUGGAACAAUCACGCUGCAGUAUUUGCUCAGAUUGAGGACGUGGAAGGAGUCGAGAAUGUUGAGGAGAUUGCAGCUGUUCCUGGAAUCGAUGCUUUGAUGGUGGGGGCGGGCGAUCUUCGAUGCUCCCAGGGUCUUGAGGUCGGCAGUCAGGACGGCGACGAGCCAGUGUUUCUAGCUGCAUUGGACAAGAUUCAGCGCGCCGCAGACAAAAAUGGUCUCGCUGUGCUAGGCUUCGCAAUGACGCCUGAGAUCUUGAAACGACGACUGAAACUGGGAUGGAAAGCCUUCAUCGUUCACUCGGAUGGAGCGGGAGUGUUCAAAUCCGGAGUGGCGAGUUUCGAGGAUAACGUCAGACUCGCAAAGGUAGUGGGCAUGGAUGGCUCGAAUGGUGUGUGCAAUGGUCAUAGUAAUCGCUAG